AUGCCAGAAGGGCUAGCAAAAAAAGUAGAGAAAGCAUUAUUAGAAGUAUUAGAAAUGGCAAUAUGUCAGAAUUUUAAAGAGAGUAGUAAAUUUGUUAGAGAUCAUCUUAGCUAUGUAAAAAAAAUGCGAUUAGCAGAAAAUCCUGAUGGAUAUGCUAAAUAUAUUGCAAAAAAACUGAUUCCAGAUGAAAUAUCAUAUAAUAUAAGAAUAGAGAAAGUUCAAACAUGGUAUCGAGAAGAACUGUGUACUAAACUAGAGAAAUUAUAUAGCCUUUAUUAUGAAAUAUCUCAGGAAGAAAAAUGUGAAAUAUCUAAAGAGAAUGUGAAAGGAAUUAUUCAAGAACUUCUUAACAUGUCACUUACAGAUGAUUAG
Molecule: messenger RNA, 372 nt
Organism: Funneliformis mosseae
Lineage: Eukaryota; Fungi; Glomeromycota; Glomeromycetes; Glomerales; Glomeraceae
Source: the annotation of a GenBank genome assembly